UAGUCCCAUUUCCACUCAUUCUCUCCCCCAAACAACUGAAGCAACCCACUUUGAUGGCGGCGGCUGGCCGGCUCCGCGACACCACCGACUCGCACUUCCGCGGCGUGAGGAAGCGCCCCUGGGGCCGCUUCGCCGCCGAGAUCAGGGAUCCCGCGAAGAAGAGCCGCGUCUGGCUGGGCACUUUCGACACGGCCGAGGAGGCCGCCCGCGCCUACGACGCCGCCGCCCGCCGAUUCCGCGGCCACAAGGCCAAGACCAACUUCCCUCCUCCCACCGAUUCCAACCUUGUGCACCUCACCCUCGGCCGGCCGGCGAUGCUCAAUCUCCGGCCCGAGUCGCGGCAGGAAAUUAUCCAAGUGAUUAACCAAAUGCGGCGCCCCACGCUGGAUUUUCUAGGGAGCGAUUCAGAGUCGUGUUCGGCCGUGGUGGACAUGCCGGGAAGAGGCAUCGCUCUCGAUCUCAACCUCCCUCCUCCCGAAUAUACUUAGUUGGAGGAAUUUGUAUCCGAGUAAUAAAAAAACUAAAAUAUUUAGAUGGUUAAUUGUAGAUGAGAGAUCGAAGACCGUCGGAUGUCAAUAGUUAGAAUAUGUCCCAUUUUCUGCCGGGAUUUGGGAUUUGGGAUUUGGGAUUUGUUGUUUUCUUAUCAAUGGAAUGCUAUUUCAGCAAAA
Salvia hispanica is the source of this 668-nucleotide messenger RNA. NCBI's taxonomy places the organism in Eukaryota, Viridiplantae, Streptophyta, Magnoliopsida, Lamiales, Lamiaceae. The record is from RefSeq and is a predicted model, not a curated record.